Molecule: messenger RNA, 42046 nt
Organism: Pelobates cultripes (western spadefoot toad)
Lineage: Eukaryota; Metazoa; Chordata; Amphibia; Anura; Pelobatidae
Source: the annotation of a GenBank genome assembly
CAUGGAUAUUAUUCUGCAGUUCCAUUUCUAUCAAUGCAGCCCUAUAUUAAGCUGUAAUAUAAUAUUCCAUAUAUCCAUCCUAACAAGACAUAUUCCUACACCCAGUGUAGCUCUGAUACAUGACUGCCACAUGUUUGUAUCCCCUCUAUUCUCAGUCUGUCUCGCGCACACACUGGUCUAUCAGCCGCUGUAAUCGGCUUUGCUGUUGCCGUGGUAACCGCGCUCUGCGUUCGAUUGCUUUGUCUGGUUUGUGCUCUGCGCGCGGCGCAUCGCGACUGAACCAUAAGGAAAGGAAGAUGGCGGCCUCCGGGAAUGGUCUGCUCGGCCGGGGCCUGGACAUAAGCUUAGCCGCUUUACAGCAGCAGGACCCGUACAUCCGGGGUAUCGUCGAUGUGGCAAGUCAGGUGGCUCUCUAUACUUUCAGCCACAAGGCCAACGAGUGGGUGAGUGAGUGAGAGGGCUGCAUAGAGGGCUGGCCAGGAUUACACGGUGUGUCAGUGGGAAGCCCCAUGGCAGGCUGGGCGGCCGACAGAUCCCACAGAUGUUGGAGGACUACAUCUCCCACACUGCUUUACCAGCCGUAAGGAAGAAGAAGGCAGCAUGGGAGUUGUAGUUCUGUAACAGCUGGGGAUCUACAUGCUGCCCAUUGUUACCUUAUGGUGAGGAUAAUGUGAAAGACCUUACUUUAUCAUGUGGCUAAACCUCAAUACUGCAUCAUUAUUUACCUUUAAUAGUAUCAAGACCAGCUGCCCACUUUGUUGUCCAACCACUAUUGACAGCCACACACAGUGUUUAAAUAAACUGCAAAUGCCCACAGUUUGGAGCAACUGAAACAAUCUUAAACGAUUAAGGGGCGUAUAGACUGUAAAAUCCAAACAUGGUUCGCGCAACGUCUGGAUUUUGCAAUACUAGAUCCUAAUCAGCGAGAAUCUAAUCUGCUUUUCAGACUGUACAGAUGUAUGUGACUGUGUGAAAUAAUUUAUAAAGUCAAACUGUCUGCGCUAGCAGCCAACGAGCAAAUGGUUAAAAAAUCCAAAGACAAAACACCAAACAUCGGUAGUGUAUGGGUUAAAUGGAAACUCCAUGCUGGAGAUUCUGGAACCCUGGGAGGCAGUGAUGAAUGCCCAUCUGGACCCAGGUAAGUUUUGAAACCAGAUGCAAGGGCACCAACCUCAACUACAAAUUAGCAAGAACUCUUGGCUUUCACUUCUGCUUGCAGGUAGAGUCACCCGGCAGACCCUAGGUGAGAAGUUACACUGUGUUAAAAAUGGUUUGACUUCUUAAAAUAGGGGGCACUCCUGGCAACAUAACCACUGCAGCUCACUGAUUGCUCUCAGCUGUGCUCUGGAUAGCUGAGCUUAGCUCAGAGAGCUCCUGGUUCUGUGAAAACUGUAGUAGAGGCAGAGAACGGAACCCAGUAGACCACAGGUGAGAACUCAUACUGUUAUAAAUCUGAUUGCAUCCAUUGGUUGUGCACUAGGGCAGUCCUGUUGCCAGCAGUGGCUAUGGUGCUUUGAGUUUUCCUUUGACGCUCAGACUCCUAAAUAUUGACUACAAGGAAAUAACAAAUGUCAGCAGGAAAGUAAUUAGUCCAUAUAGAAUAAAAUUAUGAUUUUUUUUUAUCUCAAAUCGCACAGUGAAUAACAGUAAAUAACUUUUUUAGUAUUUGGGUUAAUACAUGGGCUGCUAACUGUAAGCUCUCUAGGUAUUAUUCAUUUAUAACGCACAAUUAUAAAACAUCAUAUAAACUGUAUUUCUGUGCCAGGAAGGAGUUAUAUGUUGGCUUCUUAAAAUCUCUACAUUUAAUAGUUUGUAACUAAUCAUAUUUUAUUUCAGGAAAAGACAGAUGUUGAAGGAACAUUGUUUAUUUAUACCAGGUGAGUGAUGAAUAUAGCAUUUAGUUUUUUAGGUUGAUGGUAUACACUGUGUGCAGCUGUGUUUGCCAAAAUGAUUUAGGUCUCUGUACUGGUUUUUGUUCCGUAAUGAGCACAAUAACCGUCUCUGCAAAGAUUUAAAAAAAACAAAAAACAUUUUUUUAGUGUUUUUUCCCCCCUAUAUUCUCUGUUGCUGUGCUUUUUAUUGCAAGAAUGCUGUGUGCAUGCAUACACACCUGCCAUGUAUACAGCACUGCAAGAGUUAACAAAUUUGCCUACUCCUCACACCAUGCAAAUUCAAAAAAAAUUAUAAACAAAUUUAAAUAUUUAGCACAACUGAACAAUGACAGUUCCUCUUUAGUAAAUAUGAUUUAUUAUAAAAUUGUUGUACACUUUGAAGUCUGCAUGUUGCGUUCAGUCUUUAACCCCUUAAGGAACAAACUUCUGGAAUAAAAGGGAAUCAUGACAUGUCAUCUGUUAAAGAGACCCUGUAGACACUAUAACCAUUUCAGUUCAUUGAAUUCAGUAUAGUGCCUGGAGUUGUCUGGCACUGUCUCAUCUUAACUGUCUUACUCUAAAUAAGGGUCCCUGGACAAUCACAGCCCAGCCCCCAGAAUCUUAUGUAAUACUCAUAUUGACUGUUGGAUAUUCACUGAAAUUCCAACACACUCACGAUAUAUACUGAGGUAAUGUAGGGACUACUUUGUCUCAGUACUACUCCUACGCCUAACCCUUCUAGACACUGGGCAGAGCUACCGCUGUCUAGAAGUGUGAAUCCCUUUAGCCAUAAUUUGUGACCGCUGCAGGGAAUUGGCUUUAUGGAGGAUCCUGUGUCCUCCAUAGAACUCGACGUCGCAGUGACGUCUCCUGGCUCGGGAGAAGAUGGCGGCACCCGCGAGGGACAGGUUAGGUAAAUAAAACUUGCCAUUUCCUACCCUUCCCAGCCAACGUACCUUUAGUGGCGAUGUCGCCAUCUGGGAUCCCCGCAAAUUAUGCAAAGUCCCCAAACGGUGAUAGUGCUGCUUUACGUUUCAUUAAAAAUGUAUGUAAUAAACUUUUAGAUAAACAAGUGAAAAUGUUAUGACAGUUGUUCUUUUAAAGUGAGUCUGUUGUCUACUCCCCAUAUAGAUAACCAGUAAAAGUAACUUUUUAAUUUUUUGCACUGAUGACACAUGCUUCAUAUUUUCCAGAACCCUGGUGUUUUUCGGUUAAACUGUUGACCUUACACUCAUAUUUUAGGCUCCAUAUCUCAUCAUAAUCCACUAUACAAGUUUCUUAUUGUGCACUUGAUACAUUAAUGAAAAUGCGAAUUUGAACCAUUGGAAAAGUAUCUUCCUGCAGAAGAAUACUGUGUUAUUCAGGCAGCCCUUAUCCUAACUGAAAAUGACCAUAUUAUAUAAACCUAUUAAAUUUCAGGUUUAUAGGCUCUGAAUCUUGCACAACACUCUCAUUGUCAAGCUAAUGUAAAUGUUAGUAGCCAAAGUUUUGCAUUGGGUUAUUAGUAAUUAAUUCCUGUUUAUUGAUAUGUUAUUUUAUAUGUGCUUAGGUCUGCAUCACCCAAACAUGGCUUUACAAUUAUGAAUCGACUUAGUAUGGAAAAUCGGACUGAGCCCAUCACUAAAGAUCUUGACUUCCAGCUUCAAGACCCCUUCCUGUUAUACAGGAAUGCUAGAUGUGAGUAGUUGUAUGCGAUUUCUCGGACUGUAAACAUUUCUCUGACUAUACAUGAUUUUUGAUGGCUGUUUCUUGAAGAUAUGUUGCAGAAUUUCUAAGUGAAAACAAUAUAUAUUUUUUUUUGUUGAUAAUAUAAAAUAACAUGGGUGUACUUUAAAGAGAGCAAUAUUAUCCUUUUCAUUGAACAUCAGGGUAAUAUGUGAAACCAAUUUGAUACAAUGAAUACAUUGUUGAAGUAUUUGAGGUCCCUGAUCAGCAGAGCUCAUGUCAGUUUGGCAAUGCUAAAGUGGUAAGCACAGUUUGGGGUGUCCAAACAAAGAAGGUAAAACCUCAUAUUGAUGUUGCAGUCUGAGGGGUGGGUUUUUGGUGAUAUCUUCAACCAUUUAAAAAUAGUUUUACAAAAAAUGUGGGAUAACACCAUAACCACUGUGACAAGAUAUAGUGGCUACUGUGUUUAACACCCUUUUAAGAUAAUACCUUUUUUACCAGGCAGUAACUGUAUGCUUCAACAUCAAACUGGUACCGCAAAUAUUCAUAAUGAUUUUUUUCCUUGAUGCUCAUCUAGCCUUACUAGCACUUUUUUUUUUUUAGGCUUAAAACGCCCUCUUGGGCGAAGAUUCUGGCGCCUAUUUCCCUCAGUCCAAUAAAAAGCUUCUCCUAUAGAAGCCUGUAAUUGCACUGUUUCGCCAGUUUAGAGUGCAUGUGCGCACUCUGAGCUGAGGGAGGAGGUGUUACUAAUUUUAUAACUAAAUAAAAACAAAACGCAAUAUAAGUAAUGAAGGGAGGCAGGAGGGAAGCGCAAGCAUCCCCUUACAGGCAUGAUGCCUGCAAGGGAGGAGAUUGUUACUUAUGUUGCCAGUGUGCAGUGCUCGCUGACGACAGAUGUAAAUUUGCACAGAAUUAUGCAAAAUUGUCCUUGUUCUUCUUGACCACCUAGGUCACAUGGACUGGCAGCACUUCUGAGUCUUGAAACCAAUUUAUACAAUUGCAUAAACCUGCAUUUUAUUUCACUAUUGAAUUAUGCUACAUCUUGUUAAACAUUUGAUAUCUGCAUACUUUGUCCAUGCUCUUAUGCUUGUUCACAUAGGCUACAUGGUCUAGUAGACAUUACAAAAUGUUCUCCUUCAGAAAUACAGAUCACUGCAAAGGUUGGCACACCUUUCCACUGCUAGGUCGUUCACCAUGGUUGUUAAAAUCAAUCUUGUAUUAAGAUAGUCUGUAACAAAUGCAAGCCGGUCAGGAAUAGCAGUUUGAGUAGUGUUGUAUUGGGCGGGAGCGACUCUGUGUGGAACAAUCCUUAGAGACAAACACCCCCUGACAGAAACAGAACCUCCCAAUAUCAAGGAAACACCAGCUGCCUUGUGGAUGAACAGCUAUAAUUACUGAGAGCCGGCUUUAAACAUAGGGAACACACCACACCACCUGCCCCACGUUCCCCAAAGAAAUCAACUUGAAAAGCAAAAAUGCCUGUAGAUAGAUGGAUGCCUAAAUAUUUAUUCAGUGUAAGAAAGAAAACAAAAUCACUGAUUCUCCGGUUACUGAGUAGAUUUACUGAGCAUUAUUUUGUUGACUGCAUAUAGCAAGUUUGGGAAUGAAGUUUCUUUUUUAAAUAACAUGCUAUUUUAUUUUUGACUUUAUUACUGAUAUUUUCAUGUGAGUGUUCAUAAAGAACAUUAUCCGCAGAAGAUAAGUACAAUAGGUAAUAAAAGUUUCCCUGUCAAAUUCAGUAAAUAUGGUAUGGUGUCACUUUCUCUUUGUUAGACAUUAAAGGGCACCUGUCAUGCCUCAAACAAGUUGAGCUUUUUUUUUUUUAAAGAGCAUGGAAUUUCAUAUAUAUGUAUAUGUAUAUAUUGUUAGCUGUUUUACUAGCAAAUGAAUCGAGUGGACAAAAAAAUCUAUAUAAAAAUCGUUUCUCUAACCUGUCAAUCAAUACUUUGCCAUAAACUCUAUGUGAGGCAUUAAUUGAUCAAGGAUAGCAGAAGAAUCACAGGUAACCUUUCGGUGCUCCAUUCAUAGCAACCACAGCACAUGCACUGUGAUUGCUAUGGUAACUCUCUAGACAAUGAAGCCAGCACGUCGGUGUCGUGGAGGAAAUUUGCCCUGCUUUGGGAAGUAUUCCUGAACAGGGCAAAAUAGUGAUGAGAGCAGGAAGAGCGAAGUUGGUUGUUACAGGAGAGUAACACCUAUCUUUCUAACGCUAUCGCAGCAGGAGAAUGCUUAUUGAGGUAAAUGGUGGCAGGUUCCUUUUUAAAUGUUUGAGAUUUUAUCUCUCACAACAAAUAUUGCUUUACUUGUGUAAACGUCAAGUAUGACAUGCCAUAAGUGAUCUGGCUUCUAAUGUAGGUGUUGGGAGAGUGCCUGGAUGUACAUAAUCGAGGCAGAAGAAAAUGUCCCAAAUGUUUCCAAGUUAAAUCGUUUUGUUUAUGCAGUCCUAGUCCAACCUUCCUGCAUGUGCCUUGCAGUAAAGACACAUCUAAUUUUUCAACUUCCUUUAUUGCAUAGUCUGUUUAAUUUAGAAUUUAUUUCCUGCUCUGUUAAUAACCUUCUAGACCCUGAGUGUGUUUAACAUUAAAUGUACAGAGCUUAAGAUAAAAACUUCUAAAGCAAGUUAACAUCUAUUUGAAAACAAAACCCUUUUUUUCAUGCAGGCAGUGUCUGUCACCACUGGAGGAGGUGUGUCUAGGGAUGAAUAAAAGGAAAGAAAGGUGAUUUAACUCCUGAUAUAGAUAUUUAUAACGGAUAAAUCAUCCCAGAGGCUCCUAAUUAGAUAUACGAGCACUCAGGAGAACCGAUAAUAAAACCACAGACUCAAUUCGUUUGUAGUUCAAAAUCAUCUCAAUCUUUAAUUGGGAGAGCAUUGCAUAUAUAAAAUGGCAUUCGUCUACUGCGCAUGUGUACGUGUAAGCAAGGGACAAUUACUUUCUACUCUUACUUUAACGUCUUAUCUGAACUAUGCAAGGUUAACAAAAAAGUAACAUUUCAUGAGAAAGAGAAGAAGCAGCUGCUGACCCAAACAAUUUAGCUUUUAACCCCUGCAGACGUGGAAGGGCCUAACUAAGGCAAAGGCUUUAACCAUUUAUUUACCUUUAUCUAUGACACUCCUAAAUGGCAGAAAAUUGAGCAGUGAGGUUAUAUACUGUGGCAAACCCUGCCACUAGAACUGAUCAUUCUGUGCGAAUGAAGGACUUUUCACCAAGGGAAUAACUAACCGAAUGGACUUUCUUGUUAUAUUGCUGUUUUUAGGCGAAUGGCCGAAACUACCGAACGGGAGACCACCCCGGGGUGGUCGUGUGUUGCUAAUUAACGGACUGAUACAAUGUUGCGAGGAAAUCAAGUGCCUGUAUGUGUGGCCGCCAUUUCGCAUACCGAACAUGUCGGCGGCCAUCUUACGCACGAACAGCGGUACUUGGUUGUCGAACGCCUGGAACUCAAACCGGGCAUUCGACUAACCAAGUACCGCUGAGACCUCCAGCAUGCUCCGACAGCACGAAUCAAACACAUGAACGCCCCGGCGUUCGGUAGAUUCCCCUAAACGAGGGGAUUCGUCCAAAGGCUUGCAUUCGCAUGGAUGGCUAUGUUAUUCGGUAUUUUUAAUUCACUGAAAUAGACCGACCGCAGGGCCAGAAUUCAUGGAACAGUUUUCGGCUCUGAGUCCCUGCGGUCGGUCAAAACUGUAACUGUCUGUAACUCCCGAACCCCUGGUCCGAUCUGGGUGGAUUUCGAGUAUGUUGCUCACCCAGAUCAGACCUACCAGGGGACCCCUUAUUUGUCCCUGUACCCCUGUAUUUAGGGGACAUCCAGAAAGUGGGGAAAACUUUGUCUUUACUAAUCUGCUUAAGGGCUAAUCUAAGGGGAGGAGAGUGAGGGGAGGUGACCGGGUUGCAAUUGGUUACUGUAAUUAUGAAAGUUACCUCCCUUGCAUGGGAGAAAUGCAUAAAAGCAGAACUGUGAUUAAAGCUGACAGUUGACUCCCAGACUAUGUGUCGUCUAGUCCUUGGGGAGGUGGACUAUGCUGUGUUCCUGUGAUUUUGUAUGCUGAAUCUUUGCUCCAGCGGAGAGCCCUUGGAUUAACCCCUGCUACUCCGCUACAUAUACAAAAACUGCUUCAUUAACCAAAAGUAGUUUUGAUGCCUAUAGUAUUCCUUUUAAGUUGACAAUCUGAACUGUACAUGGAAAUAAAUGUCUCCAAACAUGGCUAGUUGAAUACAGUGUUCUUUUCUGUUGGUGUUGUGCAUUUACAUUAUGAUACCCUGCCUUGACAACUACAAACAUGCAUUUAUUUUUGUAAUUUAAAAAAAUAUAUAUAUUUCUGUAUUUUUAGGCUUAUUCUAAGUAAUAGAUCUCAGAACAUAUGCCGCAGUAUUGGCUAUUUAAGUCCCCGAAUAUUGCAUUUCUUACACAUCUGGCCCAAAGCCGCAAAGUUUAUAAUAUAAAUGCGUUUUUCAUCCUUUUGUUCUGGUUUUGGUCCUCUCUAUACAAACGAACUUAAAGGGACACUCCUGUAUCCUAGCUUGCGGAAGAAAAUGCUGUAUGGGUUAACAGUGAGGCUGCUGAGCCUUCUCUACUAAAACUGCUGAUUUCUAGAGAAAUCUGCUCUUUUGUAAAUCCCUUUGACAGCCUGCAUGCUUGCUUUGAGCAUUCAAGCAAAAGUGAGUGUUUCUCAUAAAGAAGCAUUGUUUAUCGUUGUACAUGUGCUUGGUGUCCUCAAUCACCAUGCCUCUUUAUGCUUCUGAUUGAGCAUAAGUGAUCAGUAAUGUUGAUUUGACAGUAGGCAAUUGGAGCUUCAGAGCCAGAGGCUCUUUUGGCAGUGGCAUAAAUGUGAGAUUUUAAUAGAUUUGUAAGCAUUAGAAUGAAUAAUAUUUUCUUUUAUACUUGUAUAAAUAUAUAAUAAAAAUAUAUAAUUUUUUUAAUUUUUUUAUUGGAAUGUUUUUCUUUAAAAUGUACAUACAGCUCCAGCACAAUAGGCAAUGCAAAGUUCAGACCUGUGUUCACAGCCAUAACGCCGUAUAUGGGUAUCCGGACCGACUUGGCUUGGAAAUGUUUAGGAUUUUAAGGCAUGCUUUCCACUGCUAAAAAUUGUUUUCAAAAGGCACAGAUGCUGCGUAUUAACUUCUGCAAUACUUGGCUUGUCUGACUACGAGCCCCCAGCUCCAACUAAACCGAAUACCUGCACAAACAAUUGGUACAUUCCAUUAUUUGCAUGUAAUUAUCCCUUUCGGGGACAGCAUUGCCUAUAGCAGGUUGUGGGUGCCGCAGUGCAGAAACGGCACAUGCUCAAAUGUAAAAAGAUGUGUACACUUCCAAACUUGCUGCUAGUUCUAUGUACUGACAAACACCCAGUGGCUCUAGAUUACAUGUUAUUGUGUAUAGAAUAUCCCUUCCACAUGUGUAAUUAGUGGUGUUUGGUAAAUUUGCUUUACUUACAGCAAUAAUUGUGGCAUGUCAAGAGCACAAUUAUUUGUCGAAAGAAGCUGGAAGACUACAAGUUUUUUGAUGAUUUGUUUUAGAAAAUAUUCUCAGGCCUGAAAAAUCCACGUCAUUCGUUAGAAAACCAGAGGUUUAUUCACUAAAAUGGGAAUUGUGCAGAAUUGACAAAUGGAGUGCAGAUUUUAGGCCAAAAUAAUUUAGGAUUAAUAUUUUAUUUUUUAAAUUUGCAAUUCACUAAGUAUAAUCAUUGAUUUCGUGAAUACAACUCCUAGGCUUUUAUGGUACAGCACAGCAAAUAACAUACACAGCCCCCAAGAUUUACCUUGUUGCCCUUCUUAAUACCGAAUAUUAGCUACCAUAUAUACCCCAAUGUCAUUAUUGUGUUUGUUAUAGAGAUUUACAUAAUUUAUAUUUCAACUAAUACCCCCUUAACAUUGAAACAAUUGUUUUCUAUCUUUUAAUUGUAACAGAGAUACAAUUUAAAUACUAGGUUAAGGGUUACAAACAUGUAAGCUCCAAAAAUGCAUUUGAUCGUACUUCAUGCAAGGAAUUAUCCAGAUUUUGUUUAUUAUGCCAGGUACAGAAAAUGUGAAACACUCUUGGAACAUAGCCCAUCCAUCAGUGAGCGUCUGAAGGUACCUGCUCAGUUGUAACUACUGUUACCACUGGUUUCUAAUAGAUGGUAAUAGCAGUCCAUGCAAGAUAAUGCCCAACUUCUGUUCCGAAAGCUUUUAUUAUAAUUAUUUUUUUUUUUUUACUGUUUAAUUAAAUCCUUGAACAUGCACUUGCUUUUCCUUAUAGGUUUUCACUGUGGGAGUAUAGGAAUGGCUAAGGGAUCCAAGGAGAUCAGUGGUAUAGUUAUAAAUGCUGAAAAUAAUACACAUGUAACAAAAAGGAUGGCAAAUCUUUUAUACAGAGUUCUUUUCAAUGGCUUGGCAAAACUCUGGAGCUCUGUGGAUAACUUUAGUGUCUACAGCAUGCUGCCCAUAUGUGGUUUUAAUUGUUUAUUAUAUUUUUUAGAACGUGAGGAAAUUAAGGUUAACUGGUAGUUGUCAGCACCAACAUACAAAAUUAAAGGGACACUCCAGGCACCCAGACCACUUCUGCCCAUUGGAGUGUUCUGGGUGCCAACUCCCACUACCCUUAAUCCUGCAAGUGUAAUUAGUGCCGUUUUUUAUAAACUGCAAUAAUAACCUUGCAGGGUUAACGCCUCUAGUGUCCCUAGUGAGCACCUCCAGCGUCCCUCAAUUCCCCAUAGGAAAGCAUUUUCAAUGCUUUCCUAUAGAGAGCUCUAAUGCGCGUGCGCGGCAUUGCCGCGCAUGCCCAUUAGGUCUCCUCAGCGGGCGGGAUCAGUCUCGCCCACCGGCUGACAUAAGGAAGAGGAGGAGGAGCGGCGGCGAACAGAAACCACCGCUGAGGGACAUCGGGGGUCUCGGGUAAGUUACUAAAGGGGUUUUCACCCCUUCAGCAACUGGGGGAGGUGGGAGGGAUAGGGGACCUGCAGUGCCAGGAAAACAGAUUGUUUUCCUGGCACUGGAGAGUCCCAUUAAGCCUGUUGCUCAAACUCCCACUAACUCCUUGCAGCAAUGACUAUAGUACACAUCACAAAAAAAAUAUCAAGUUGUCUGGAACAAAACUGAAAACCAAUCUUAGCUGCCGAUGCUGAUGAUACAGAUGGUUCCACAAGACUUUAAAGUAAUAGUAGAAAUUAAGUAAACCCCAGCACUCGGCAAAUCGUGGUAUAAUGGUGGUUUAAUUCUGUCAUCACAAAAAUGUUUCGACACACAAUGUAUCUGUGGCUUGGGAAAGACACCUAGUGUGUUGAAACGUUGCCCUUUUGUGAUAACGGAAUAAAAAUAUCUUUAUAACCUGAUUUGCCAAGUGCUGGAGAUUGCUUCUUUUAUACUAUAGUACAAUUAACAAAAAUAUACUGUAUUUGAUUGUGUUACAUAGACAUGUAACCGUGCUGCUGCCCACCCAUGUGUUCCCUAUUAAAGGUUAAGAAGUAUGUAGGGGUUUAGAAAAAUAACACUCCCUGUUUCAGAGAUUUUGUCUUCUAGCGGAAGUGAAUUGUUGGUGUAGGACUCACCUAAGAGGUUUUGCCUUGACGUGGCAGUUGAGCUUAAACUUUAAUUGCCAUUGGAGUGAUACUUAAAAAAGCCUCCAGUUAUUUAUAUAUGCACAGGGAUUUGGGAUAGUGUGUAAGUAAAUCUUUGUAUUUUUUUCUUUUUUCUCCCCGGUUGGUUUUUAUUGUUAAUUGUGAGCAACCAACAUUACUAUAGAGGAAAUACAUAUCCUUCUAUCAGCUUAGUCCUAUUUACAUCUCUACAGUAGUCCUAGAAAGAGAGCAGUUCCAGAAGUGGAACAAUCAGCACAGGCAUUCUAUUGGUGACUUCUGCGUUUAGAUAUUUCCCCAGAGUUUCUUAUUAUAUAAAAUGUUAUCUUCCGUUUCCUUUGCCACCCUCUGCUGGGUCUACCCACCUUACAAAACGCCAAUAUUAUUCAUUAAUCACUUUGUAUUCUCUCACAUUUAAAAAAAAAAAAAAAAAAUUAACUUUUCAGCUAAAUUUUACGUUUUUGACUUUUUAAUUUUGAACUUUCACUAACUAUCAUGCAAACCUUACAUUAUUUCAGUAGAUCUUCAGAAUUCAACUAACUCAGAGGAGUACAGAAGGGGGUACCCAUGCACAUAGUCAGUUUGCUUUUAAUCACCCUUAUUUAAUUCUCUAUGGGCACUUUUGCAACUUUUCCAGCUUGUAGAUUUUAUAUAUUUGAUGAGAAAGUAAUGAGUGCCUAAUGGUAAGUAAACAGCAGUUUUCUUUUAGUUCAUACCCCAAUGUAAAGGACUGUACAUGUAUAUGUACUCUUUUUAUUGUUUCUGUGACGUGUUCAGAUUUGAACACUUCACAUCAAUUUAUGUCUGAAUAGUAAAUUUAUCCCUUCUCAUUAUUAAUGUCUCUACCUACGCAACCAGAUAUACAACUACCUUGUUACAUAUUUACCGCUACAUUGUUUGAUUGCUUUUGCUUGCAUUAAAGAUACAGUGACAUAAAAUCCUAUUACAAAAUAUGAAGCACUUACCACCUGGUGGGAUAUGCACAUAGCCAAGUUCUGUCUCCAGUAUCAUGUUGCCCUUGUAGUUCAAGCUGGGUCUAUGAGACAUGUUCUUGGGCAUUGGUCGGUAGGCUCCAGUCGCAUUCCGAAUAAUGUUGUGGAACAUCUUUCUGGUUGAAGUUGAACGUAGCAGAGCUUAGCAAGGGAAGAAAGCGAAACUCAGUUGUUUUGCCUUAUGAAGCGAAAUGGAGGUACACAAAUGAGCAAACAUCUAGAUCAACCCCAUGUUAAGCUUUGAGUUUUCUAAAGAGCGGUUUCUAACUUUUCCUUUUACCUCAUCCAACCCCCCCUUCCUAGUUGCUAAUAUUCUGAGUGUUUGGAGCUGCUUCCUCCUGUCCAGUGUAGUUUUACAGAUUGUGACCUGUAGGGAGAUUGACAUAGCCUGCCUGUCAUCUGCCCACUUCACUUAAUCAGGAGGCAGUCUGCUUUGUGUAACUUGCCACCAUUUGCCCUGACACAACCUCUCACGCUGAAGAGGGAGAAAGAGAUACAUCUUUCCAACAACGCAAGAACCACCGACCAAACAGAAAUGGAAUUCAGUUUAAAAUAUGCAAAUAUGGGCACCCUUCAAGCUAUUUGGUAAAGGGUCAAUAGAAUAGACUUGGAUACAAUGCCUAGGAUAUUUUCUUCACACUCAUUAAACUUUGAACCUAGUAGGGUGCCUUGUGCUUUAGAAUUUCUUGGUGACAGAAGUGUGGGGUGAUUUUUGAAGUUUGUUUGCUGUUGUAUUUAUUUAUUGGGUUUACUGAUUAUCAUCUUGAGUGAACACCAAACAAAACAGCGUGUGGGUGUGUGUGUUAAAUUAAGCUGCUGUUCUGCAGUGCUCUAUCCAAGGCAAAUACUAAGCAAAGGGUAUCGGCUGCAUUUCCCAGUGACCCAACGUAAGUGUAAGACUUGGCUUGGUUGCUCUGCUAUAGAGAUCCAGUGGUGUUUAACUCUCUUGAUAAGUACAUUAGCCAACACUCUGGAUUUGGAACUGCUAAAAAAAACUGUGCCUUCAAAGGCAUAUUUUGAUCGCUAAACCGUAGCUCACCUCCCUCUUCUCUGUUUUUAUUUAAAGGAACUUUGUAGUGUAAGGAAUACAAAUGUGUUCCUGACACUAUAGGUCUAAAUAGCUGUUUAGACCCCUCCCCUUCCCCGCUUAUGUCCUGUUAAAAAGGUGAUUUUAUUAACUUUUUUCCAGAGCCGCAUGUGUCUGGUUGUGGUUAACCCCAACCACGCCCCGUCUGCUGAGAUCAUCAGUCUUGCUAAUCACAGCCAAUAAAAUGCUUUACCGUAGGAAUGCUUUGGGAGGCUAUUUCGGAUGUGUGGCAAUAUGACCCUCUUUGCUUAUCCACAUCUUCUCAUAGAGUUGCACUAAUUUAAUGCAUUUAUAUGUGGAAAGUUCAUCGCUUCCAUGCAGCAAUAACCCUGGAAGCACCUUUAGUGACUGUCUGAGUACCACUUGAGGUGUCUCUAUGUAUUAAUGUAGGCACUGCCUUUUCUCUGAAAAGGCUGUGUUUACAUUAAAGUGCCUGCAGGGAUAUACUAGACUCACCAGAACAACUACAUUAUAUAAUGUUUCAGUGUAUUCAAUGUGACGGGGAACUCACCAUUAAGUGCAUCAGUGUCUGGAUGGGGUAUAAUUUGUGCACUGGCUCCUUCUGUUUUGUUGCUCGUCUUGGAGUGGAGCCAUUUUGGAUUGGUGGCACUUGGAUUUCCUUUAUGCUGAUGCAUGCCUUCUCGUUUCUGUAUAUUACCCCAGCUUACUGUCAAACCAUUUUUAGAGUGAUUUCACAAAUGGGCUUUCCCUAACCUUCUAUAGUCUGCCCCCUCUGCAGUGGCACUGAUAAUGCAGUAAUGACACGUUAUAUAGGCUGAAGAGAUCAAAUGCAGAUUCCUCAAAUUUGAAGUGCAAUGGUAUGCUGAAAGCACUGGGUUAACCUGCCCAUGGCUCUCUGGGCCUGUCACUGCUAUCCAAGGCUUGUUGCAUUUCCACUUGAAAAGUCAGAAGGGUUAUCUUCUGUGCCAUCGUUGCAGAGAGUGCAGGCUGUGGGGUACAAUUAUUAUAUAUAGGGCUCUCAUGUUUCCUAUUCAUUUUUGAAAGUUACCAGAAAUAGUACAUAUAAUAACUGUUUUGUUGGUUUUCCUUUCCAAGCAAAAAAACAUUAUGAGGACACUUAGGCAAACUCAAGCCGAAACUCUUAUUUGAGGCUGGCUACUGAUACCUAAAUGACGCUGCACAACUGGCAGCAAAGGGGUUGAACUCAUAGCAAAAACACUGCACAUACAUAAGGCACCAUGGCCAUUUCAAAUCACUGAAGUGAUCAUGGUGCUUGGAGUAACUCUUUAAAGGACCACUCUAGGCACCCAGACCACUUCAGCUUAAUGAAGUGGUCUGGGUGCCAGGUCCUUCUAGGGAUAACCCAUUUUUUUUUAUAAACCUAGCAGUUUCAGAGAAACUGCUAUGUUUAUCAAUGGGUUAAGCCUUCCUCCAAAGCCUCUAGUGGCUGUCUCAUUGACAGCCGCUAGAGGCGCUUGCUUGAUUCUCACUGUGAAAAUCACAGUGAGAGCACGCAAGCGUCCAUAGGAAAGCAUUAUAAAUGCUCUUGCCGCACGUGCGCAUUCAGCCGACGGGACGGGACGGGACGGGACGGGGUGGGGUGGGGUGGCUUCAAGAGCCGGGUGGGAGCACCCUCAGGGCACUAUAGUGCCAGGAAAACGAGUAUGUUUUCCUGGCACUAUAGUGGUCCUUUAAGGGAGCCUUGACUUAUUAAAAUGUUACUGCUGCCAUAUUACUUUUUUCCUUCCUACCCAUUGUUAUGGGAGCCGGAUUGUCUGGGUGCCAUCUUACCUUUUAAAGGGUUAAACCAUUUUAAAAUGUAUCAACUCCGAUGUUGGUCCCUUGCCACUGGAGUGUUUCUUUAACCAUAAAGCCAUCCCAAACUCUGCUCUGACCUUGGUUUUUUUUUCUUCUAGCAAUGAACUGUCGCUAUACUUUGGUUGAACGGUUUGUAAAUAAAUCUCUCUCGCUGCAGCAAUGAUAUCCAUUUAAAAAUAGCAGAGAAAAUUCUCAAUGCAUUUGCGUUUUAUUUAAUAUAAGCCAAAUGCUAAUCAAUUGAGUGCGAGAAGUGAGCUAAAUUUGGCAUUUAGUGAAUCAAACAUUUACUGAACUAUUGAAGAUGCAUAUUUCCAGUGUACACAAAUGCAUACCUCCCACUUCACAGGAGGCAGACAAGCGAUUAAAUUUGCACAAAGGGGCAGAACUGCCCAUAAAGAGACUGGGUCCGCCACUAGAAUUAAUAUCUAAGCAUGAAGUGAAUGCAUUCAAAUAGGCCCGGCCCACUAAGAGUACACCAUGCAAGGAGCAUGGUUUCAGUGCUAUCCGCAUGGUCUUAAUUGCAAGGCUUAGUGCUAGCGUAUCUAAUGAUGUGCUUGAGCUAUGUAUGUUGGGGACAGUUCUCUGGUGUCCCCAAAUGUGGGACACCAGGGAUAGUGAUGUCCCAAACAGUUCGCCGAACGGUUCGCCGCGGACUCCUCAUUGAGUAAACUUUGACCCUGUACCUCACAGUCAGCAGACACAUUCCAGCCAAUCAGCAGCAGACCCACCCUCCCACCUCCUGGACAGCAUCCAUUUUACAUUCAUUGUGAAGCUGCAUUCAGGAGGUGGCAGGGUCUGGGAGGGAGGGUCUGCUGCUGAUUGGCUGGAAUGUGUCUGCUGACUGUGAGGUACAGGGUCAAAGUUUACUCAAUGAUGAGUCCGCAGCGAACCGUUCGGGACAUCACUAACCAGGGACUCUAUAGACUGUAAGCUCGUGAGGAGGGUCCUCUUCGACCUAUCGUUCUUGUAAGUUUUAUUCUAACUGUCCUAUUUAUAGUUAAAUCUCCCCUCUCAUAAUAUUGUAAAGCGCUAUGGAAUCUGUUGGCGCAAUAUAAAUGGCAAUAGUAAUAACAAAGUUGGAAUAGCGGGAAAUUACCCAAAAAUUGGACUGUCCUAAAGGGUAUCCCUGAGCCUCAUACUCCUCUUCAUCAAGUGUGCAGAUGUAAUGAUCGUGGAAGCAGCAACUAAAGAGGAAAGAGACAGUCUUCUUAGACAGGUAACAUUAAAAUGUAUAAAAUAGGGAGAAUAAAAGGACAGUAAAAAAAGCUUACAUAAUCCCUUUUAAUAGUUGUAUUUUAUAUUGAACACUGCAUUGACUUGGCUUCUUUUAGAAAGAAUAACAAAAAAUCUGAUUUGUUGCCAAAGUAUCUGUCUGGCUCCCAUAAUCUACAAACCGUUGUCAACCCCUAAUUUACUAAUUGUAUUUAGCUGACAGUCUGAUUUUAGGGUAUUCCUCCUGCCAUUCUGCAUCUGCCUCUGAUAUAUAUUACUUCAUGAUAAGUCUUUAAUGUGUGUCUCUAACCUGCUCUGACUGCUUCCAUGGUACAGUUCAUUAAACAACACUUCUCUGCCAUAUGCUGUUCCUUUCUGCAAUUAGUAGCUUUUUAAUUUGGUGCAUCCCAGUUACCAUGUAAUGAAAUUAAAUCCAGGAUGUCUAAAGCAGUGGACAGAAUGAGCAAACACUGGCAACAUCAUCGCACACUAGGCAUGCCCAUUAUUGCCACCACCUACGUUUAGAUUUCGCACUCUGUAUCCAAGUGCAAAUGGAAUCUGUGUCCCUGCUGAAUGUGCACACCACUGAUUGUCCAGAGUUACUUGUCUGAGUGUAAGAGCAAUGGAACAGCCAAAUAUUUAUAUAACUUGGCACCAGGUCGGGGAUGUUGAUCCAAUGGAAAGAACAGAUCAUAUAAUAAAAACAGGUUUUGCAAGUUGUUCUGUUGAUAAUAUUUGAUAAGUGACCAUUGUGUUUAAAGGGAAAGUUCUUCAUAAUCCCCUCCCCUUAAAGAUGUAUACAGGUAUAUGUUACUUUAUUCUUUUUCACACUUUUGAAAAAUAUAUUGUUAAUUUUCUCUUAUUAAAUGGGCCCUGGGUGCUUGGGAUGUUAUUUUUCUAUGCCUCAAACUAGUCACAAAAUAAGACAGGUAUACUGCACUCACAGAGCACUACUGCAGUGGUUGUGGUGCUUAGCGUGUCACUUUAAAUUUAGGAAUAGAUUAUCACAUGUGUAAUGUAGUAUAUAUGCAAUAUGAUUUGCUUAUGAAAAUGAAAGCCAGCACUUGGUUUAUGAUCUAGAAAGGAAUAAAAUAGUUGUUUAGAUUGCACAGUACGCAGCACCUACAUUUAGCAUCUCCACGCUCUGAUGAAUGUUCCCCGUAGAGAUGCAUUCAUUCAAUUCAUCUCUGAGGAGAUGCUGAUUGGCGCAGCAUGGUAUUUUGCCAAACAUGCGCAAUAGCCUCCCAAUGCUCAAGAUUGAUGAUCGCAGUCAUGGAGACAGGGCCAGCUGUAGCAAGACCAGCACAGCGUGGUUGGAGGGAGGGUGGAAGGUGAGUAAAAACCCCUUACACGUGUGAUUUGAUGGGGGACCAGACACACUCACCCACUGACUCACCCACUGACUCACCCACUGACCCACACUCACAUUCACUGUCACUGCAAUAACAACACACAUUAAGGUUACUACCCAGCCUCCCUACCUGGAGCUGGAGUGGUUCGGCUUUCCCUCGGGUCCAGUGGGGCUUCAGUCAUCUCCCUGCUCUGCUCCACUGAGCGCUGUUUAGUGAUGCCGGGGCCGGAAUGAUGUCAUAUUCCUGCUCCCACCAUCACUGGAGGACGCGCAGGGGGGGGGAUGUUGAUGCUCCCUCACGCGCGUGCCAGUCUGUCUCAAUCCUCCAGGAGCCUCCCGUCGGUCCGCACACCACAAGCUCUCCCAGAUGGGUGGCCAUCCGGCCGACCACAUACCCAUGCUCUUAAUGAGCCGGCCAGCCGUCUCCACUCAUAGGUGGCUGUAUGGGCCAACAAAUCCCAGGUGCAAGGACUAAAAUCCCUGGGACUUUUUUUAAAAAAGCCAAACACAAGACACUACAUAUUUUUUUUUUUGACAUUCUUUAUUUAAGUUUUUCAAUAUUCAAUCACAGCAUGUAUAUCCAAUAUAAAUUAACAUGUGGUAACAUAUAAACUGGUCAGUUAUGUGUAUUACAGCAUCAAGAUAGUUUCAUCUACUGGAUAAUAAAUUGUAUUUGAGUAUUUGGCUUCAUUAUAACAGUGAGCGUUCUUUUGUGUUGUGUUCUGUCGUUAGCCCUGUAUGGGGUUAGUCCCCUCUGUGGUCGGGUGCGAAUGGAGUUUGUGGUUGCUCCACAAGAUUCGUGCGAGUUUUCGGGUGGGUUGUUUCAACCGCUCUGUAUUGUGCUCGUGGGUCAGAGGGGGAGUUGUACAACCCUGCAUUGGUAUCUGAGCUUCCUCAUUUGUAGGUAGGACCCUAAUAGAGAGGUUGGCUCAGUGCAAGGUUUCCCCUCACUUACUUAUUGGGUCUAGUGUGACCUAUGGUACUUAAGAGGUGUGGUAGUCUCCGUCUAUGUGUGGUGCAGUUCGUCUUUGUCCCCAGCCUCGUACGUGGUGAUUUGUUCGUGUUUCUAGUGCCAGGUUGAUGGAUAUAGAGCUUUGUCCCAAUCCGUGUUAUGUCUGUCUACGUGUGUCCUUCUUUGGAGGGGUACCGUCUGGGGCUUUGUAUGGGGGUCCAGUCUGGUUCGUGUUUGAUUUGUGUGUUGGUUUAGGUCGUAAUGAGCCUGGUGUGGAUGGGCUCAGCCUUAAAUCAUGAGGGGGCCAAUUAUUCUGCCCCUGUGACCGUGUAGUUACCCCCUAGUUUCCCUGAGUCGAUCUGUUUUAGGUUUUCCCUGGGGGUAGUUGGCCUAGGUUGUCCGUGGGCGCAGCUAGUAUAUGUAGGGUUAUCCUGUGAUGUCUUGUUCUGUCGUUGUGCGGUGUGUGGGGUCUGUGUCAGAUGCCGUGUCGUCACCUCAGGCCCCUGGUUUGAGUCGCUCGUGCGGUGGGUGUGAUCAUAUCAUCCCUGGUGCCUGUAGCCUGGUCCCCGUGACUCUUCUGGAUACCUAAGUCUAGGUUGUUAUCUCUUAUCUUGGGUCUCGCUGGGUUCGGUGUGUGUGUGGGGUUAUAUAUGCCACCUGCGGCUGCCCCAGUUGUUAGUUGGCGUGGUCAGGGCCGGGUGCUACUGGCUCCGGUCGUGGCUUCUUGUGUCUGGGGUGGGGGUGAGUCCAUGUUCCUUACGUCCCGGUCUCUCUCUUCCCUCCGUCCCCUAGUGUAUUGGUCUAUAUGUCGCUCUAGUGGGUCACUCCUCCCCUCCCGUGACCCAUGGUCCUCUGUCCCUGUCUCUGCUCACUCAUAGAUUCCACUUUGUGCGGAGCCUUAAGUCAGUCUGCGUGCCCCCGGGGGUUGUGUCCCUCCGGGUCUUUUGUGUGUCAAUGUGUCAUGUGGUAGGAGGGGUGGGGGGGGGGGUCGCGUAGGAAGUGUGUCUCCGUCGUGCUGAGGGUGCAAUCUACUCGUCUGGUACUGCCUGUGUCUGUGCAGAGCUCUGUUGGGUGGGUUGUAUUGGUGCGGGGGCGCCGUCCCUCUCCACCGGGUCACGUCCUCCUGCCCGUUUUGAUGUGUAGUCCAUCCAUGGGUACCACACCAAAGCGCAUUUUUCCUGGCGUCCCUGCAGGGAGGCUGUCAUCAUCUCCAUGUUAUAUAUCAUCUCCACCCUAUCUACCCAUUGUUGCAGGGUUGGAAUCGUCGAGCUUUUCCAAUGGAGUGGGAUGAGCGACUUCGCUGCCGUGAGUAGGUGUAUGAGGAUUCCUUUCUUGUAGAUCUUCACCGGCGUGCGCGUGUGGUUGAGAAGUAGUGGCAUGGGUUGGAAUGGGACGUCUGAGCCCGUGAUGUCUUUGGUCGUCUGAUGUAUCAUCCUCCAGAACGGUUCGAUACGUGGGCAUGUCCACCAGAUGUGAAUGCUGGUUCCUAUUCCUGUGCCGCAUCUCCAGCAUUCGUUUGAAAUUGACUCAUGUACGUGCUGCAGGAUAUCUGGCGUCCGGUACCAUCCUGUUAGAAUUUUGUAGUUGCAUUCUUGGAACUUGGAGCUGAUGGUCCCCCUGUGUGUUAGUUGAAAGAUUUUAAGCCAUUCCUUUUCCGUAAGUUCCAUCCCGGUCUCUCUUUCCCAUCGCGAUGUGAAGCCUAGGGGGCUCUUAUCACCGUCGCUUAGCAGCGCGGUAUAAAGGUGUGAAACUCCAUGUGAGAGAUGUUGUCUGGCCGUGCAUAGAUGUUCCAUCAUCAGCAAUGGGCGGUGUAGGUGGCCUUUACACGCAAUGCCGUCGAGGUAUGUUUUCACUUGGUGAUAUCGGAAUGUGUCUAGGCCACUGGGCCUACGGUCCUGCAUCAGCGUUGCCAGGGGUUUGAGCGUCGUCCCGGAAUUCCAUUGGCUAGCGUAUACCCAGUCCGUUGCUCCGAGAUUUUUCAGGUCUGCCGUGCUUAGCCCUCCCGCUAACCUCGGGUUGUGUGUUAUUGGUGUGAGUGGGUUGGGCGAUGACGUGAGGUUUUUGGAGUAGCGUAUCCUACACCACACCUUCAGCGUGGCGUCGAUCAUUGGGUUCCCGGUAAGUAGUUCCUUGGGUAGUGCGUCUCCCAGCCAUAGCAUAGCGGGGAUUCGUCCCUGGGCUUGGUGUUUCUCCAGGUCUACCCAUUGCUUUGUACUGGGGUUUGCAUGCCAAUCAACCAGUCUGUGCAGAUGGGUAGCGUGGUAAUACGUGAGGAUGGACGGCAAUCCCAUACCUCCUUCUCCUCUAGGGCGUUCAAGAAUCGCUCUUCGGAUACGCGCUGGUUUUUGGUUCCAGACGAAGUUCUUGACUGCGGUCGUCAGGGUCUGAAAAAAUGCCCUCGGGAGGUACGUUGGUAGUGUCUGGAACAUGUAUAAUAAUCUGGGCAUAAUGUUCAUCUUCACGGCACUGAUGCGCCCAAACCACGAGAUGUAUAGAGGUGUCCAGCGUUUCAUGUCUUGCUGUAGGGUGGUGAGCAGGGGCGCAAAGUUCAGUCGGUAGAUAAGUGUCAAAUCUCUCGGGAGCCACACCCCAAGGUAGUGUAGCUUGGCUGUGGAGAUCUUGAAGGGGAAUUGUGCUUGGAUGUGUCGUUGGAGGAUGUUGUCCUGUGCGAGCAGCAAUAUCUCUGACUUAUCUAGAUUAAGCGUCAAGCCGGAUACCUCCUUGUAUUGUCGAAACGCCUCCAGGAGAUGUGGGAGGGAGGUUCUGGGUUGCUCCAGGAAGAAGAGCAUGUCGUCAGCGUAAGCCGCUACCCGGUGUUCUCUUCCUCCUAUGCUGCACCCCGUGAUACCCCUGUCCUGUCUGACCGCCUCCAAGAAGGGCUCCAGGGUGAGGGCAAACAGGAGUGGGGACAGGGGGCAACCCUGUCUCGUGCCGUUAUGUAUAUCAAACGAGUCAGUCAGUGCUCCGUUUAUUCUUAUGCGGGCUGUGGGCGAGGUGUAUAAAGCCGUUAUCCAGGUCCGCAGGUGUGGACCGUAUCCCAAAUGUCGUAGGGUUUCCGACAUAUAGACCCAGUCCACCCUGUCAAACGCUUUUUCAGCGUCAGUGGAUAGUAGGACCAUUUCCUUUUUGCCCGUUUUAGCGGUAUGGAUGGUGUUGAGGGCUCGAAUAGUGUUAUCUCUGGCUUCUCUUCCGGGGAUAAACCCCACUUGGUCCGGGUGCACCAGAUCCGGGAGCGUUCGGGCCAUCCUGAGUGCCAGAGCCUUAGCGAAGAGUUUGAUGUCCGCGUUUAUCAGAGAGAUGGGCCUGUAGCUGGCGCAGAUUGUUGGGUCUUUCCCCUCUUUGGGUAUUAUUGCCACGGUUGCUCCCAGGGUGUCUCUGUGGAAUUGGCCUCCAUCUCUGAUUGAGUUGAUGCCUAUCAGAAGUUUGGGCAGCAGGGUGUCUUUGAAGGAGCGUAAGUACGAGACUGGUAGACCGUCUGGGCCCGGGGCCCUGUGUGCUUUAGUUGAUUUCAAUGCGCCAGAUAGUUCCUCAAUCGUCAAGGGCAUUUCGAGUUCCGCCUCCUGGUCCGGGGUAAGCUGGCGGGUGAUGUGGUUCUGAAGGUAUGUGGUUAUCCGUUCUCGAUGGCUACCUAUGUCUCUGUCGUGGUGGAGUCGUGGUUGGUUAUAUAACGCCGCGUAGUAUUCCCGGAACGCUGACAGUAUGCCGUCUGGGAGGCAGGUUGUGUCUCCACUGCUCGUGCGUAUCUUGUGAACGUGUUGCGCUUUCCUUCUGUCUUGUAGCAUCCUAGCUAGCAACCUACCACUUUUGUUCGAGUGUUCAUAAUAAUACCUGGAGGCCUUCCUCGCGGUGUGUAAGAGUCCUUGUGAUAGUAUGGCUUUCAGCUCCCUUCGUGCUUCCGUCAGGCGGAGGUAUGUGCUGUCUGCGAGGUCCGUCUUGUGUUCCCCUUCUAGGUCAGCUAUCCGGUCUAGCAGUGUUGUGAUACGUCGUGUUCGUUCCUUCUUGCGUUUGGUGCCUAUGGCGAUGAAAUGUCCCCGUAUGACGCAUUUGUGGGCUUCCCAUAUCGUUAACGGUGGCGUCUCCGUAUCUUCGUUGGUAGUAAAGUAUUCAGUUAAGGUUUGGGCAGUCACCCUCUUACACUCUGCAUCGUCCAGUAGGGAUUCAUUCAGUUUCCAGUGUCUUUCGCGGGGUUUAUAUAGUGGGGAGCUCGUGCGGAUCGUCAGUGGUGCAUGGUCUGUGUGGUCCAUUAUGCCUAUUCGUGCGUCGUGGAGGAGGUUGAGGUAUUCCUGGGCCAGGAAUAUAUAGUCUAUGCGACUGUAGUUUUUAUGGACUGUCGAAUAAUGGGUGUAGUCUCUACCUUCAAGGUUACAUGCCCUCCAACAAUCCACCAGGCCGUGUUUAUGUAUAGCUCGUAGUGCUGCUCGUAUGCAGUGUGCUGGGAUCGCGGUUUGUCCUCUGGAGGUGUCCGUGCGGGGGUCCAGUGGUAAGUUGAGGUCACCUGCCAUGACCAAGAGGCCGUCUCUGAAUUUCUCCAGUUUGGCUAGCGUCCGGGCCAGGAAUGUAUGCUGCUUUCUAUUCGGGCCGUAGAGGCAUGCGAAGGUAUACGUGUGUUCCAUGAUUGUACCCUUAAUGAAAAGGAAUCUGCCGUUCGGGUCCGCCUGCGUUGCUAUAUGUUGGAACGGCGUCGUCUGUGCAAAGAGUAUUGCCACACCAGCCCUCUUAGCGUCCGGAUGGUUCGCGUAGAAUCCCUGCGGGUAGCGUCUGUUCUCUAGUUUGGGGGCGUCCAGUCCUCGGAGAUGAGUCUCCUGCAGGAACGCCACGGAGGCUCUCACGGCCCAUAGGCGCCUUACCAGGUGCGCGCGCUUUUCAGGUGUGUUAAGCCCCUGAACAUUAUUGGACCAGUAUGUCAGUUGGGCCGGGACAAAUCCUCGCGAGGCGUCCAUCCCGGCGGCAGGGCGGCGUCCCCGCAGCGUUGUCUGUAUGAUGUAAAGGUGGUGAGUGUGGGGGGGGUCUGUCUGUCUGUGGUGGUGAUGUGAACGGUCUGGCGUGUCUUCUAGGUGUGCGGGUGUGACUCUGACCCUGUACCGGGUGUAUUCGUUCUCGAGCCUGGUGGGUAACCUCAGCGACGAGAACGCCGGUGUAAUGUACAGUGUGGGUCUGUCUCAGUGGGGGUUCCGUAUGGUCACUUACAGUGAAGUCGGUCUCGGAUCUGAGUGAGGUUGGUUCUCUCCCUUCUCCAUCGGCACCCAACCUGUAAGGGUGUGUGCAAUCGCCAUGUUUGCCUACUCUAGCCUAGGGGUCCGCAAUAGUCGCCCGGGACUUAGAGUGUCGGUCGGGCUGUGGUGUCCUGUACCGCAGUCCCGAGGUCUGGGAGCGGAUAAGCCUACCGGUCCAGUCGGCAUUAUGGUCAGUGGUACCCGUGGGUCCCCCCGUCACGGUCGGCUCUCCUGGCGUCCCGGUCCUAGUGGCCGGGUGUUGUCAGGGGAUUCGACUGGUUUUGUCUGCCGGACAUCCCGGGGCCCUCCGUGUCUGCCCUUCCCCGCCUGGUAACUUACAGUUCGUUGGCAACAAGUCAGCGUGUCUAGGGUGUUAGGGCGCUGUUUGGGGGUAGUUAGUCCUACAUGUGUUGGGCUGCAUUGUGAGGCCACCCUGUGGGCGUGGCACGCCAGCUCCCACGUUUGCGUCCCUUCAGAGGGGCUGGUUUGGGACGUGGUCUCUCCCUGCGCCCAGAGUUUUCGUCAUGAUAGUUAUCUGCGUGCCUGGGCUUUCGUAGUGGGGUGUACCAACAUGGCGUCUUGCUUGUCUCAGUGAGGCAGAUUGUGCGUGGUUGUCCCCUCAUGUGAGUGGCUGUGAUGUGUGUUGGGUGAUAUAAACGGAACCGUGUAUAACUAAACAACAUGAACAAGAAGUGCCCAGCUUUGUCCCAGCCCCCCUCCCAGCUCUAGCCCUGUGUGCCCGCAUGUCCCGUAGCCCUCACCCUCCCGCAUCCCCCCCUCAGCUCUGUUCCGUGAGCAGCGGUGUGCUAGAGCAGCCUGUUCAGUUCAGCAGUCUUGACCCAGGGUGUGACCUGGGUGAUGGUGUCGGUGUCCAGACCCUUUGUACCCUGCCCAUCAUCCCCUCCCCACCUACGGGGUAUGUCCCCCUUUUUGCCCCGGGUGUGUGGGUUUGCUGAUGGGGCCCUAGCCCCCGGCCGCUCCCCGAAAGUGGCUUCAGUUCCCUCCCCACCUGUCUGCGGCCUUCCUCCCUGUCUACUAGCUAAUGCAAGCUGGCAGCGGACUUAAAAGUACAUACCCCUGCCGUGGUGUCAUCGGAUCUGCAUGGCGUCCAUAAUCAAUGCUGGGGUAAGCUCGGGAGGCAAUGCCCUGAUCUGGCAUGGGAUGUCUCAUGGGGGGCCACUGGUCCGUGCGGCGUGGGGGCCUCUAUUCCUCAGGGCCUAUUGGGCCUCCUCUGCGUCUUGGUGGUCCAGGCUCCAGGUGGAUGUUGUGAGCCACUUCAGAUGGGCCUGUGGCUCGCGCCGGGGGUCCCUCCAGGAUCCAGUUUGGCACUGAGAUAGCAGGUAAGUUGGCGGUUCUUAAAAACCGUGGCACGUCGUUCGGCCAGCGGAUGAUGUGCCAUACGUUUCCCAUCCGGGCCUGCAGGCUGAAUGGAAAUCCCCAUUUGUAUGGAAUUCGUCGCUCCUGAAGUGCUCGGGUGAGAGGCCGCAGGGCCCUGCGGGCAUCUAGGGUGAUGGUAGAUAAGUCCUGGUAAAGGGAUAUUUGUGCUUCCAUGUAGGUGAUGUGCUGCCCGCAUUAUAGAUUCUUUUAGCGGGAAUGACAGGAGGGCGCAAAUCAUGUCUCUUGGCUGCCCGUCUCUUCUGGGGGCGCGGAGUGCCCUGUGGGCCCUUUCGAUGCCGAAGUCGCCAGGAGCUGCAUCUCCUAGUAGUUGCGCAAAUAGGCCAUUCAGGAUCUCCUGCGGUACCUCGUCCUUGGAUUCAGGCAGGCCUCUGACUCUGAUGUUGUUACGCCGGCCGCGGUUAUCGAGAUCCUCAACCUGCCGGCGGAGGUCCAGGAGGAUGUUGCCCUGCCUCGUGGUUGCCAGUUCCGCUGCCUGUCUGUGCUGCUGGGAUUGUAUGCGCUCCUCUUCCAACCUGUCUACUCGCUGCUCCAGCGCCGUGAGGUCGGUGCGCACAGCCGCUAUUUCCUCCCUUAUUAUGGCCCUCAGCUCAGCCACCAUUUCUCCUUUAUCCUUCCGGGUCAUCAUGCUCGCGGAGAUCGCGGCGAGGUCCGCGGAUAUUUGGGACAGGGUGCCAGGGGUGCUGGAUUCCCGCGCCGAGCCCGCUAUGCUGGAGCCCGGGGAAUCGAGGGCCGGUGUUCCGGUCUCGCCCGUGUCGCGGAGGCCAUGCGGCGUGGCCAGGAACUCGUCCAUUGGGCCGGCUGGCGGUCGGGAGGGGGCCGGAGUGACCUGGGCUGCGGUAGGUAGCCGUCGAUUUUUUCCCCCCCAUGGAGGUGCGCUUUCUGCGGCGUUGCUGUGCUGGUUAAUCGGGGCAAAUCAGGUUGGGGCCUAGGAGCUCGGAAUGAGUGCGUCCUACUCCAUUGACUGUUAGGCCACGCCCCCUACAUAUUUUUUAAUAUAUAUUGUUACUUAGGCCAUGUCCUUGUAGGUAUAUAUUUUGUCAAGGCCUUUACCUUGCAUGUAAAUAAUGUUGUAACUGUUAACAGAAUUACAACUAACUCAUAAUACUUUGUACAGUGUGGCAAUGCAUGUAACGAGCUGCAGCUUUUGGGUUGCCGUCAUUGUUCUGAAGACUUUUAAGAGCAAAUUAAAGUAAAUGAAUGAGACCUUGGUAGCCGUCUAAUUGGGAGGUAGUAGAGCCUUGUUUUUAGAAAAAAUGUCAACCUUUUGAUUUCUCAGAAAUGGCAAUGUUUCAUCUAUGCACCAAAGGACUACAUUAAGAUGAAGUGGUUUUGGUGCUUAGUGUCCAGUUAACCUCAGAGUAGAAGCAAUAGGAUGUUUUCUUUAUUUUCAGUCGUGUGUCAUUAUAAGGUAAAAGGGUUGGCUACUCCAGAUGCAUUCUUUUUGUCAUGCACUUAGAAAAAAUGUGCAAAAACAGUCAGUCCAAAAUAAUAAAGUACUGUUGGUGUUCGGUGUCGCUGCCUUUUCAAUACUACCCUAUACUUCACAUGUAUUGCUAUUAGCAGUGCCCAGAACAGAAAGUGGUCAGCCAAUUGGAGUGCUCCAAUUUUUUUUCUUGAAUUAAUGGAAUUGUCUGUAGUUUGUUGCAUAUAUCCUUGCACAGCAGGGUGUUCUCUUUAGAAUGAGAGCACAGGCAGUAGCUGGAUUUGAACUAUAAGAAGGCACAUGUCUGUAUCUGUUGUCUCUGUUAAUGUGCCUGAGCUUUCACAUCCUGUGCAGUGAUUCUGUAACCACCAAGGAGGAAGUAUUUUAGAAUCGUGAAGUGGAGGAGGCAGUAUUAAGAUGUCAUAUGCAAAAAUAUAAUUCAUUAUUUGGGUCAUAAACCAUGUGUUCCAAAAAACUAUGUUGGUGCACAAAGGUUUAAGUUUAAACAAUGAUGCUUUCUCUAAAGCUAAACAUGGUCUAUUUAAUCUAUAUAUAAUAUAGACUUGUUUGCACUUCAGUUUUAUUUAUUUAUUUAUUUAUUUUUUUAAUUUAAAUGUUUUUAUUUCUCGUGUACAAGGAAAUGGGGUAUUUAUUUUGUUUUGAUGAUCUAAAAAUGACUUCCUUUUCUGACCACUUUUAAAGAAAUUUUUUUUACCUCCUUAAAAGGACACUAUAGUAACCAGUACAACUACAGUUUAUUGCAGUUGUUCCGGUGAGAAUUGGCAAUCCCUUUAGGCUAUUUUUGCAGUAAACAGAGAAAAGGCAGUGUUUACAUCACAGUCUAGGGACUUCUCCAGUGGCCACACUUCAAAUGGCUACUAGAAGUGCUUCCUGGAGACACUGAACCGCUAAUUGGCCAGGGUAGUGUUUGGCUCUGCUCACCGAACCACCUCCCUUGCUUAGAUCUUCAGAAUUGACAAUCUCCUAUUGAUUGGCUGAAAUAAUCACUUCUGAUGAUGUCAGCUGAGGAGACAGAUCAGGGGCAUAGCCAACACCAGCAGACUAGAAUAAAGGUAAAACUUUACUAUAUUUAAAGGUGGGAUAGAUAGUGAUUUUAACACUAUAGGGUCAGGAAUACAUGUUCGUGUUCCUGACCCUGUAGUGUUCCUUUAAGGAAGGAGUCAAUUGUCCAAGUUGUGAACCAAAACAAAAUCUAGAAUUUGAGCUAUAUGUCUGUUCAACCAUAAUUACCUCUUUCCUAUUGGGUCCAACCACACUUGUAUAUAAUUUUGUUGAGGAGGAACUGGGCUUUUCAAAUAUUUAUAUCAAAUAUGAAUGAAAUCUAAAAAAAUAGGAUAGGGGCUUGACCACUAAGUAGAGCAGACGCAUAUUGAUACAGCUCCUGCACUUAUCGCAGUUGAUGCAUCCCAGCGACUGAGGGUCAUUUUUUAAACGAUGAAGACUUUUUGGUGGUCAUGAUGAUACCAUGUUAGCUGACCCUUCGAAUAGAAUUGCUCAGACAUACCUCACAGCCUACAAGCAUGGCUGGCACAGGAGAGGUGGCUUAUCUCUUGUUGCCAUUACAGACUGGGGGUUUCAAAUCCACUUUUUUCAGGUUCUGCAUGACAUUUCAAUUGGGAAUGUCUUCAUACUAUUCGCGCUUAUUGCAACUCAAAUAUUUGUAAGCUGCGAUGUCCCACAAUUACAGCAGUGUCCCAAAUGUACAGGAUUUAUGUUGUUUUGGAAAGUUGCAGAGUGAAAUAAAGUGCUUUCCCAUUUCAGUUUUUACACACUGAAAUUUGCCUGAUUGGUUUGCUGGACUUUUGUUGCCUUUGAGACCGUUUGGGAGCCCAGGAAUGAAAAGUAACCCCAUUUGGAAUAGCAUUUGGGAAAUUAGACAACCAAGGGUAUUUAAAUUGGGGUAUAUCCAGUCUUUUUUAGUGGCCACUUAGUCACAAACCCUAGUCAGGCUUAGUGUUCAUAUUUGUUGUGUUUUUUUUUUUUUAAAUAUACACACAAUCUGCACUUUCACUGAUAUCAUUGUCAUGUUUUACUGCUCUAAAACACUUGUGUGUUCAGUGAUGCCUCACGAGUUCAACAGUACACCUGAUGUACAUGUUUAUUGGAUUCUGGAAAGUUACUGUGUCACAUAUAGAGCUUAGAAAUAAAUUCUCUGGAAUUUCUGCCUUGGUUGUCAGGCAGGUCUUCCCCCAAUAUUAUAUAUACGAUGACACCGCGAUCACUUGACUCAGAUCAGCUUGAUUGGCAGCAGGGGGCUGUGUGUUAUACACACAGCCCCCUGCUGCCAAUCAAGCUGAUCUGAGUCAAGUGAUCGCUGUGUCAUCAUGAUCACAUCACAUGGAUUGGCUGCACCAUGGAGGGAGAGGCCGAUCGUUAGGGUGCACGUUGCGGGAAAGUGGGCAUACUGCAUUUGUUGCUCUGUAAUUCUUUUGGGGAGAGGGAUGGGUGGAUUGUUUUGUUUUUAGUUCCUAUAUUUUAUACAUAUGUGCAAACUCUAACUGCCUUCUAGAACCUGUGAUUAAAGUUCAAUUUACAAAGCAGAAGAUAAAAACUUUCAAAGUAAAUUACAUUUUCAAUAUUGUAAAUAUUGCGGAAUAAGUUUGUAAUUGCCAGUAAUACAAAUUAUGAAUCUGGAAGUAAUCUGUUGGACCACUUAGUAUUUUUGAAUUGACUCGUAGUUCUCAUCGUGGAUAUUUAUUUUCUCUUGCAGUUUUCAUAUAUGGAAUCUGGUUUUAUGAUAAAGAAGAAUGCCAAAGGAUUGCCGAGCUCAUGAAGAAGUAAGUAUCCUAAACCAGGGCUCAACAAAUCCCAGUUGCCAUGGUGACCAGGAAUUUUUCCUGGCGCCUGGGAUUUGUGAGACCGUUCCCUCUGAGGCAGGCAGCUUAGUGUACAGUAGGCAGGCGGCAAUGGAGCGGUGAUCUCCCUGCUCUGCUUCCUCGUGCCGCUUAGUAAUGCCGGGGACAAAGUGACGUCUUAUUCCAAUCCCCGGCAUCACUCAGCGGUGCACACGGGGGAGCAGAGUAGAGAGAUCACAGUUCCCUCGCCGCCUGCCUACAGUACACUCGGCCGCCCACUGGAUCCCAGGAAAAGCUGAUCCAUUCCAGCUGUUCCAAAGGUAGAGAGGCUGGGUGGACUUAGAUUGAAUUAAAACAUUUUAUAAUUUUUAUUUAUUUUUUAUUUUUUAUUAUUAAUAACAUUUUAUAAUUUGUGAGUGUUUAAGUGUCUGUCUUUCUGUCAUGGUGGGUGUGUGUCUAGGUGACCUGACCCCUCCGAUCACAUAGGAAUAACAUUUAUGCACCUUUUUUUCCCACAUCGUGCUGGCCACCCUCUAUGGCUGAGAUCAAGUUUGAUGAUCUCAGCUUUUCCAGUGCUUUGCCAUAGGAAAGUAUUGGGAAGCUAUUGCGCAUGUGCUGCAAAAGGCUGCACUAAUCAGCAUCUCCUCAUAGAGCAGGGCGUGGAGACACUAAAUGUAGGUUUUGCACACUGCCACUUAGGUAUGCUGGGACCGGAGUGACAUCCUAUUGCAGCCCCGGCAUCACUAAGCAGCGUACACGAAGGAGCAGAGUAGGGAGAUCACAGCUCCCUCGCCUGCCUACAGUAUGCAUAGCAGGCCGACUCCACUAUUCCCCAACUGGCUAACCCCCCAUGGAAAGAUGAUCCACUCAAACUCUCCCAAAGGUAGAGAGGCUGGGUGCACUUAAAACAUUCAUUUGUGUGUGUGUCUCUCUCUGGCCCUGCCUCUGUGGCUGAGAUAAUCAAGCUUGAUGAUCUCAGCCAAUCCAGUGCUUUCCCAUAGGAAAGUAUUAGGAAGCUUUUACGCAUGUGCAGCAAAACACUGCCAAUUAGCAUCUCCUCAUAGAGAUGCAUUGAAUCAAUGCAUCUCUAUGGGGAAAGUUCAGUUCCUCCAUGCAGGUAGUGGAGACACUGAAUGUAGGUGCUGCACACUGUGCAGCAUUGAGAUAGGAAGCAGUUUAGUGGCUAUCUGAGAGAAUGUUACUAGAGGUGUUACUAGGCAGCAAUGUAAACACUGCUUUUUCUAAGAAAAGGCAGUAUUUACACUGGAAAGUCUGCAGGGACAGACAAUGGACUCUAGCAUCACUAACAGUAAGCUGAAGUGGUCCUAGUGACUAGUUUCCCUUUAAAACUUAUAUUGUUGUUGGUCUUUGGGGGUCGUGGGGGGAAGCUUAAAAAAACCUUUGUAAGUUUACAAAAAAAAAAAACCUGUCUCCAAGAUUCAAAUAAAAUUUGUCAAGCCCUGUCCUAUGCAUUGCCCUUAGCACAAAGAUGUCUCUUCUGAUUACUUCCACGAUUAUUGUUAGUUACUGAACAAGAAGUGUGCACCUGGAACACAUCAAAUCUUUAAAACCUUCUUAAAAGAGUAAAGGAUAUUGCUGUUUUGAGCAUUUGUGAUAAAGUGUUCUGAACAUGCAGCAUGUGGUGUGUACUGGAAACCUGGUUGUGUGUGUGAGUUUCUGUUUUUGUUUGUUAAUUGUUAAUUAUAGCUGGAAAACAUUUGUAGAGCUGUAGGUCAUUUAAUGUGGCCAUGCCAUCCAUAAAAAUGCUGUUAGGGCGGCAUACAACCCCCAAUGUUUUAACCCUCCCUCUAUUCGGCCUCCCUUCCCAGAGCCAAUGAUGGCAAUUUGAGACGUGAUUGCAGUGACAGUAUGUUACCAAGAUGACUGUUACAAAUCAUUGGCUGAGAAUUGUAACAUUGACCCUCUCUUUUCAUUACAUUGAUAUGUGGCAAUAGAGGGAGAGGGAUCAUUGCUGUAAAAGUGUUAGAAAAUGUAAAAAAAAAAAAAAAACCCUUUCUUUUUAACACUUACAGUGCUGAUCACCGCAAUAACCUUGUGAUCAGUUCGAUUAGGGUGAUUAAUUUAUUUUUAACUUCUUCCCUACUUUCUGAUAAUUGUACUGUACAGUAUAUGUGCUGUACAGUAUUGUAUCAGUGUGGUUAGAGGGCUCUUUGAUCAAUCUGACAUUUAUGGGGGCUUAUAACCCUUUUGUUGUUUGAUCUGCAAUCAGUAAUUUAAUGUGUGGGUUGGGUGUUAGUUAAUCUGUGGGUAUAAGUGGGGAACUGGGGUGUAGCUAGUGUGUAUUAGUCAGAUAGGCGAAUUAAUUAGUUUCUCAUCCUUUGUGACAUAGUUUAAAUGAAUCCCAAACAAAUAUCAUGCUAUUAUAUGACUGAGCAGGCGUACAACAUUUUUUGCAGGCUUUGAUAGUGACACUAUCACAGCCUCUGACAUUGAGCCCCUAUGUGAGUCCCACUACCAUCUAAGGUGCUUAGAACACCCCAAAGUGCCAAAGGAAAACUGGGUAUCCCUAAACUUGACUCCCCUAUAAAAUACCCAUAUUCACAGCUACACCUAUUCAAUAACAGUAUAUGUUUGUGAGCCAAUGAACUAUUUUAGACUCUUUAUGUCAAACAUAUUUGCGGUCACAUACCAGUAGAAAACUUGUGGCACCCUACUUAUGUCACAGAAAUGAAACAAUUUUGGCCUUUAACCCUAGUAGUGGGUAUUGUGAAAAAGCCAAGUAUCUUUGCAAUAUAUAGUGUCAGGACAAGUAGAUUUGGCUAUUGCUUUGUUUCCUUUGUCAAGUAGAUUAAAAAAAAAAAAACAACCCUGCCAUGUUAUACACUUUUGCUGGGAAGAUGUCAUCCGAAAACCCACUACAUUAUAAUAGAAAUUUUAUAUUGACCUUUUGGCAAACAUAUGCCUAUCGCUUUACUAAAUCUAUAUGUAUAGAGCUCUGUAAACUAAAUCUAUAUGUAUAGAGCUCUGUAAACUAAAUCUAUAUGUAUAGAGCUCUGUAAACUAAAUCUAUAUGUAUAGAGCUCUGUAAACUAAAUCUAUAUGUAUAGAGCUCUGUAAACUAAAUCUAUAUGUAUAGAGCUCUGUAAACUAAAUCUAUAUGUAUAGAGCUCUGUAAACUUCCACCCAAACGAUACCUGAGGUGAUGACUUUUUCCCCUCAGUUAUUGCAUUUGUUUGUGACCCAAAUUACGUGCCUGUGGCUAAAUUUCACAGCAAACAUGCAGUUUGUCUUUAUAAAGUAACUUCAAAAAGCUCUUAUCUUGACUGUCCCUGACACGUGUUCAGGGAAAUGUAAUGAUGGGUUAUUAUAACUAUCACUAUAUUCUCAUGUCUGAGAUUGAUAUAUAGAUAUAUAUAUAUAUAUAUAAAAUCAAUUUUAUAUUUCAAAAGAUAAUGUUCACACUUUUAUCAGUGUGCUCUCUUCUCUUGAAUGUGAUCCAGCCCCUUUCUGCAAGUCAUUUGAAGUGAGCGCACAUUGGCUUCCAUGAGUAUUAUACCCAAGAGUUUGCUUACUUAUUUUUUUCAUGCAAAAAAAGCUACAUAAAGGAACAGUCCAAACCCCUAAAGCACUUUAGCUUGCUGAAAUACUUUGUGUGAGGUGUGCUGAUUUCAAUAGAACAUGACACUUUUUUCUGAAUUAACCUGGUUACACCCCCUGGCUUUCAAGCAGAUAACCAAUCCUGUGACUUCUUGAUUUGGUUAGCUAAGUGGAGCUAAACUCAAGGCACUGACAAUUGAGCUGCACUGGGAAGUCUGUGAUUGGACAGCCACAGAAAUUCUGGGCGCUGUGACAAAGGGAGGGCUUCCAAAGGCAACAGACAAGAGGAAUGUUAGCUGUUUUUAAAUAAAAUCACAAGUAAAGUCAUGCCAGUUGGCAUUGGGGUAUAUCUACUAAACAGUGAUUUUAAAAAAAAAAUUAUUUUGUAUUUGGGAAGUGGAGUGUCCAUUUAAGUUCAAAUGAGUUGUUUCAGGCGUUUGCUCAUGGUUUUCAAAUAGUAUUGCGGAGGAGAUCUUGGAAACAUGGACAAUGUAUUUUGGUCUUCCCUUAAUAUCCUGGAUGUACCUUUUUCACAUGGUAAUGGCUAACUAAAUAAUGAUAUAUGAUAAAUAAUUGGUAAAAACAUAUGAAAGGAGAAUAAUACCAUAGAGGAUCAGGAGACCUCAUAAUACAUUAUAAAAACAUGUUUCACAUUAUUUGUUUGGAUUCAUGUUCAUUUAAUCUUUAUGUAGCACUGGGUAAUAAAUAUUCCAAUGUGCGUGACAUUGGUGGUAGAUUGGACCCUUUAUAUCUCAGCACUGCACUGACAAGGAAUGGUGUUAUCCUCCAUGAAGUAUGGUGCUUGAAAACAUGCAUCGCUUUAUGCUAUCUUUUUUAUUAAUUUGUUUUAAUUUUUUAAACAUUCACUGUUAUAAAUUCAGCUGUGCACUAUACAAAGUGAAUUUCACGUUUUAGACAAAAUCAGUGUCUUUGAGAAGUGCAAAAUGGUGGAAAACAAGAAAAAAAGAUCAAGAUGUCAUAUUGCCUCAUUAGAUAUCUAACUGGGUUUGUUGACAGCUCCUCUAAACUGGCUAUCAAGAUUGGAUAGCUUGAAUUUAAUCAUAUACCAUGGUAUCUAUCAGGGUUUUUAUAGCAUGCUAUUUCUCUCUUGAAAAUACCGGUUCUGUGCAGUAUAACGUAAUUUCUCAUGUGCAGGUCCUGACCAAAUGGUGAUUUAUCAUUUUGUUUUGUUUAUUUUUUUUUUGUAGCUGAAAAAUGUUAACUGUUAAACCACAGAUGCAUGUGACUGAUUAUGUCUCCCACCAGCUCUCACGUUUUCAGUGCCCUUUCAUUCAUGAUUAGAUCAGUAUGAUAAUGUCUAGCCACCAUCUCCCCAAGCACACUGCUUGCCACAGGAAAACAACUGCACUCCUCUGCUUGAAUGCUAUAUCCUUGCAUUUCAUUUCUGGCAGUAAAAAAAAUGCAUGUUUUAAUAUUUUGUAGAGGUUUGUACAGGGAGAUUUGAGCCUUUUAUCUAUGCUUGGCAGAGUUUCAAGUUUCCUCUGUAUUUAGUCUUUUUACAUUUAACUGCUUUCUUUUAAGCUGAACAGCGCUACCUGCUGGAUGAACGUUACAAAUGCAUGCGUUCUAGGUGUUUUUGAAGAAAGACUAUACGCAACAUAAACUUUUCAUCUAAUUGAAUUGGUUAUAGUGGCUGGAGUCACCUGCCAUUAUUCCUUCCAUCAAAGACAAUACAAACCACCGAUGUAGUGAAAGAGUGGUAGGAAGACAUAUGCAGGCACUUUAAAAAAGGUGGCUUGCUUCGUUUUUAUUAUUUAGAUGACAUGAUGAUUAGUCAAUCAGGUGCUUACUGGGAGAUAUUUUCAAUGCAAAUGAUACACUAAAUAUGAGUGCAAAUACUUUAGUAAAAAUAGAAAUUAGCAGUUCAUGCAAUUGUUAAUAUAGCAAAAUUCUGCUGAUCUUAUAGAUUGUGACACUAAAAAAAAAAUCUGUAUAUAUGUUUUCUGUGUGUGUGUGUGUGUGUGUGUUGUAUGUAUGUAUAUAUGUAUGUAUGUGUGUGUGUGUGUGUGUGUGUGUGUGUGUGUGUAUAUAUAUAUAUAUAUAUAUAUAUAUAUAUAUAUAUAUAUAUAUAUAUAUGUGUGAUAAAAAAAAAAAAAACCCAAACAGAACAGUUUGGGGCACAAGUUGGAGAAUACCUCCUUUUUUGAGUGUUUAGGCAUACCUUUUGCAUUCUCUAUUGUUUGGAUAAUAUAUUUUUCAUACAUUUUAAAGGAACACUAUAGUGUCCCUCUGCAUCCGUGGCCACCCCAGACAUGUAUAGGGUUAAAUGACCCUUUAAACAAUUACCUGCUUCCAGAGCCAAUGUCCCUCUGCGCUUGGUUGGGCUCCUCCUCUGAUGUCAGCCAAUUGGAGAAUCUAAUGCUCAUGUGUGUCAAGCACCGCGAGCAUUAGGCCUUUCCCCGUAGUGCACAUUGACUCAAUACUUUUCUAUGGGGUUUUUCUACACACUGGAUGUCCUCAUUAGGAUGUCCAGUAUCAUUUCAUGGAGUCAAAUACAGUGAAAUUGCAGGAUGCGCAUCUAGUGGCUGUAUGGUAGACAGUCACUAGAGGCAGUCUAAACACAGCAAUGUACGCAACAGACACAGCAGCCAUUGAGAUGUAGUGCUCUGGAUCCCUAUAGUGUCCCUUUAAUGCUCAAAUUGCAUACUAAAUCAAGGAUACUCUAUUGGAGUGUACUGUCUCGAAAAUAAUUAUACAAACAUAUAAACACAAAUUCGAAUCUGGGUCCAAGUGCUGUGGACUACAUCUACACAGUCGGAAAUUAAUGGGAGAUGUGGACGGCAUCACAAAUGGCAGACAUUAUUUAGGUUUGGUGUAGAACAUUGUGAGUGUUUGUGCAUGUUGUAAUGAUUUAACUUCCUCUUGUUUAGUCUAACCCAGCAAGAGCAGCUGAAAGCACAGCAAGGAGACCCCAGCGGAAUAUCCCCAAUGUCCCUCAACUUAGCAGACACAAAGGAGGUGGACAUCCUGCAAAUGCUAACGAAAGCCAAGGAUGAAUAUACAAAAGUAAGCAGAAAGAACGUUUGUAAUCUAGGAUCCACAAAUCCUUCUGUAUGUCAUUUAUAUAUCAUGAUAUUUUAAAUUGGUUAGCAACCAGACUGCAGAGAACAAAGAGAAUACAGUAUUAUAUAUUCAGAUUUAUUUCCUGUAUUAUAGUGGUGAACCAGUUUUCCUUCAUAAAUAUGUGUAUUGUAUUGAUUAACCCUUGCUCUUAAAUUAAACCCUUUUCAGUGCAAUUAAAAAAACAUUGUAAAAAGUUAAGUUUUGAAAUGGAACACAAAGCAUCUUAACAUUCCAUCUACAGAAACAAAGAGUGGCACGCGAUAUGCAUGAACAGAGUAUUACAGUGUCAACAGAGAUACACACACACAGAGAUACAAGACACGCAAACACAGGAACUGACAGAUAUCUCAAAUAACAGAUAGGUCUUCGAUGUUUUCAACAUUGAUUUGCCUAUCUUGGUACACACAAAGGAAACACGCAAAAAGAGGAAGCUCACUGCACUAUCAUAUGGUGGAGUAAAAGAGACAGCUGUUACUGACAAGCAAAUACAAGAGACACCUGUGAAUAUGCUUUGCACUCUCACCAGUUGUGUGUUUAAGUUUGGUGCUCCCCUAAGCCCAAUAAGUAUGGUAUUUUUUUUACUUUUCAUCUUUUGAAUGAAAUAUCUACUUCUGCAUCUGUUUGAAUGUACACUCCCUAACUGGCACAUAUACUCACAAACUGCCAUUGACUUGUGUACUCACUCCCUCUGGCAUACACAAACUCACUUGCUAUAGAAACACAUAUAGAACACUUAACUAUUAGACAAGAUCCACCAUGUGGCAAAUGAACUGCAUGAGAUGGUAGGAAUUGGUAUACAUGGGGGCUAUCCCGGUGCAUUCAGGGUUGCUUAAACCUGUCCAAACAGCACAUUGAGGUUAACAUGGUACUCACUGAGAAUUCACCUGUUGUGUGCUUGGCACUCUGUAGGAGAUGUUGCUUGGCUAGCGGGUUUAAUCCUUGCUUCUUUCAAGUGUUUUGAGGAAGAGGAAGAAUCAGAAGGUAUUCCAGCAAGGAACCAGAAUGGGCAUAUUAAAAAUGUGGGACCGCAGCUGAAUUUUUUUGAGGAGGAUUUAAAAGUAAAAUAGUGAAACAUUUUGUUACCUGAGAUAAUAUAACCACACGGUAUUAUAAGAUUUGAAACAUCACACAAUGUUUUUUUUGUUUUGUUUUUUAAACACAAUCCUUUUAUGUCAACCAAAAGCCUUGCUCUUCUGAGUUUACUAUGGUUGGUCAACUUACCUUCUGCCUAUGAAGCAUACACGCAGAUGACACCAAUGACACCUGCAGUCCAAUACAAAAUAUAUUCAUACAUACAUACCCACCCAGCUGAAUACUUAAAAAUCUACAGACAAAAGACAAAAUGGCACCUAGGUUAACAUUUUCAAGUAGAAUCAUGCCUUUUAUAUCAUGCCUAAUGCCUUGUACCAUGUAAUUACAGGAAAAGAGAGGAAAAAGAGCGUGUCUUCCACUUAUGGGUAUGCUGACCAAGUGGAGUGAGGUGGUGUAUAUACCCAUAAGAGGGACAUAUGUUCGUUUUCCACCCUUUUUCUGUUAGUGUAUAGUAUACAUACAAGUAGUGAUUCUACUUGACAAUAUUUAUUGUAUGAGCCGUUUUGUCUUCUGUCACUUUUUAUGUCUGUGGAUUUUUGGCUUUAAGUAUUUGGUUUAAUGGAUUGGGAGGACUUCUCUUAGAAACAGACUGUAGGAAAAAGGGUAAAUUACUGUUUUAUCUCCUUUUUUUUUUUCUUUUUUUUUUCCCUAACCUUUUAUUUUUUAAGAGCUAUAUAAUUGUGUUCUUUGGUUUGUUUAUACCCAGCUGAAUGCACUAAUAGGUAGAUGCAAGAGACAAUGAAAAUAGGUGCUGGCUCACAUUUAAAGAGUACACAGACAGUCAGGGCAAAGCACUGGCAGAGAAGUACAAGAAGAACAUGUAGUGAUUUCAGUCUUUUCGCUUAUCAGACACACAGGUCACAUCAGGUUUCAGCUUUACUGCCUCAAAUAAUGUAGUAGUAUAGCUUUUGCCAAAAUAACACAGAUGCUGUAUUUUAAUUUUGUGCUGCAGUAUUGUUUGUAUAUUUCAAAUGAACUUUUGUUUCUCGGCACUCUUCGAUGACCCACCAGUAAUAUCUGAGCACUAGGCCAGAGACAUUCAAAAACUCAGAAGUGUAGACCAAUAGGCAGCCAUGCCAGACAGUCUGGUUUUGAUUUUUAAAGGAAUGCUUUAGGCACUGCAACUUCUACAUCUUGUUGAAUUGGUUAUAGAGUCUGGAGUUCCAUGUCUUUAUCUUUCAAUUCAUCAGUAAACCAUUUUUAAUUUUUUAAUGAUAUACAAGAGUCCUCAGCAGCCCAUCUUCCAUGUCCUGCUUUGGCUAAUUAUGAAGCACUAGUCUGAGCAGCAUUCAUUGCCUUAGCAUACCUUGUCAUACCUCCCAAAGGGGAGGGACAGGGGCUCACAUUCAAUAUUACACUGCUUGAAAAUGCUUUAACACUGAAUGGAGAGACAGUACCCAGGGUACUCCAGGCACUAUAACCAAUUUAAUGAGAUUAGUUAUAUUUCCUACAGUGUCAGCUUUAAGUAUUCCUUAAUGAUAAUCCAUGACUGUAUGCACACAUUGGCCAACACAAAUUCUUUCUUCUUGUCCAUGCUUCUGUUUUUAGUGUAAACCAUCUUCUGAGCCGAAGCUGAUAAGCAGCUCCUCUGCCAUCUACAGCAACCCCAAUCUUAUCAAACCUAUUGCGGUCAAACCUACUGAGACACAGCUACAACCAGCAGGCAUAACUUCAGGCACGGUGAGAAAUGACUUUAUAUGAAUUGGCUUGGACAUUGCUCUGCAGAUGAUGUGGAUGAUGACCUUCAUUCAGUUUAGCCAGCCAUUUGAUUGGUUGAAGAUCAUGAGCAAUGUAUGGGCUGCAGUGCGACAGCUUCUAAAUCAGUAAAUACAUUUUUCCGGGGUGGCAUAUUUGUAAAGCUGGGCAACUACUUCCACCUUGUAUUCACAGAAUUUAAUAAUGUAGAGAUCAAAUGUAGACAUGGAUAUAUUGGCAUUAUCAUUUACAUAGCAGGCAGACUCAUAUUGUCACAGAGGAGUGGGCAGAAUUUCUCGAACUCUUUCUCUCUCCCCCUCUUGCUCUCUCUUUCUAUAUAGUGUAGAUUGGAUUAGCCAUAUUAGUCCAGUAGACAAGAUGUAAAAAUACCAGAGUAUUGCAGUAUGCAAUGGUACCUUUUUUAUUGGACUAACAUAAUAUUUCAAACACAAGCUUUCAAUACUGAUCUAUCUAUAUAUAUAUUAUUAUUUUUUUAUUAUUUUAAAAAAACUGUGCUUGAAACGUAACUUGCAGGAUAGAUAUGUUCUCUCUGUAUUUUACAUAUUAACAUCUGUGUACUUUCUAAUCUACAUAAGGAGAAGGCACAAAUUGAUCUAUUAGUUUACUCCCUCAGCUUAGUGACCUGGAACCUCAGCAUCUAUCUCUCACCACUCUGUUUGGGAAGCCAGACAAAGCCCAAGAAGGAAGAGCACAAAAUAAGGAGCAUUCUACUGUGCGUCACACAGUAGUACGUUCACUGUCCUAUGAGGAGCCCUCUCGUGUAGCUGAGAGAUGUGAGAAUCAGCUAUGCCCUGCAAUCCAAAAACUUAUGGUGAGAGGUCCUGGUCUGCACCCUGUCUCUGAGAUUCCUGAAAACAGACAAUCCCACAAUGGCAACUUCCAACCCGGGGGCAGCAUACUCACUGGUCUUUUCCAACAGGUAGCACCCAAUACCUCUUUCUCUAUUCUGGACCAUGAGAGUGGGGAAAGCAUUUUACAUACGCUUCAUAGUGCACAAUCAACUUUGCCCAAAUCAGACUUGGGGCCUCAUCCUCCUUCACAUUGUUUUAGUGGAGUAAUGCCAUCCCCCUCUGGCAAGGAUACAAUACCUUCAUUGAUCAACUAUUAUGACUGCUCUCUGCAAAGCCAAAGGACUUCAACUUCAGUGCCUCAAUUACCUCUCGCCUCCCAGCAUCCCCCAGCUGGAACCAUCUCGCCUCAAGAACUUCUGAGAAAACUUCAUCUUGUGCGUCAGGAACAGCAGCUACCCUCCAGCUCCAGACCUGCCCUUGCAGCAAAAUUUCCUGUGAUUCCCCAGAGUGGCCCAAAGCCUACCUAUGAUGAUAAAAUACCUGGAACAAUGGCAGCUAAACCAAACACAUUGCUUCAGGUAGUAUAUAUAUAUAUAUAUAUAUAACAGAUUAUUAAAUGUUAAUUUAUCAUUUCUGAUCAAGAGACCCAUCUACAUGUCUCUGUAUCAGUCCAAUGAAUCUUAGGCUAAUGUGGUUUUUUGGUGUUCCAUUAGCAGGUCAUUUCUCCUCAGCGUAUCCCUGCCACGGUCUCACCAGCACUACUAAUGUCUCCUACGGUAUUUUCACAACCAAAUCUUCACAAAGCAACCAAUACCACAAAAGCAACAAUUCCUGUCAAAGAGACGUUGUAUGAAUCAUCCAGACUCCUCCUCCCAUUGUUACUGCCAGAUGCUCCAGCCUGUAGCAGUGGUACUGGAACUCAGAGUACCAUUCUGACUAAGCACCAGCUCCAGGGGACCCUGCUACAUUUAAUCCAGGUGAGAACCUCAGUUCUUCUUAAUACUGUAGCAAAAUAAUUAUAUAUUUAGGAAUAAAAUUUAUAGAAAUUGUUUUCACUUGCUCCCCAACAAUGAAUCUGUUUUCCUAGAAGAGAGAGAAUACAAACUUUGCAACAUACAUAUUUAAAUCCAGUUGCAUCCAAAAUACAAACACACACAUUUUGUGUGAAUUAACAUUUUCUAGACCCCCCCUUUCCGCAAGUGAACACCAAUAUUUUAAAGGCGAAGCACAAUGAUCACUACACCUAAUGGUUGCUUGGAGACUACUGGUGAAGGCCUUCCAGUUUUUCCAAACCAUUAUCAGUUGGUUUCACACACAAAAAACCAAAGUUUCCAGCAUCAUUUGUGCACUCUACUGAAGACUACAUUAUAAGAAGGUUCACACACUGUUCUCAAGUUAUGCAACUAGAAGCUAUGGGAACCUUUAUAUAAGAAUGUGGCCACUCUGUAUCCUUCUCUUUCAGAGGACCAAAUUGAUGGUAAUUUUUGCUGCCGCCAUAUUGGGUUAAUUUUAUAAUGGCCUCUGACAGGAGGGGGUGGGCAUACAGUGACUGGGACCCCAUAACCCUGGGUUUUUGGCAAACCAAGAAAAUAACAUAACUUCAUAACACUAACUUCUGCAGCUUUUUGUUAUGAAGCUGUAGUGUUUGUGGUGCUUGGAAUGCCCAUUCAACUAAAGUAACCGGUCUUCAUAUGGGGAGCUUUGUACAGUUCCAGACUUGUUUACCCACACACCUAUCUGUCAGGGUUCCUUCAAAUUUCCACUCUCCACUACCGAAUAAUUAUUAUGGCGUGAUUUGCAUAGAACUUGAAAUUUUAAACCUUGAGUGUGUGUAUAUGUACAUAUGUGAAUUUGCCAACAGAUUUAUUCUUUUGUGAUUGAGGUAUAUAGUCUUGACAUCUGCAUCCCAAAUGGCUCACUUAAAAGAUUGUGUGAAUUUCAAAAGGAUCAAAGAGCAGUACCUCUGCAUCAAUCUGAUAUUCAGCUUCAACACGUUCUCUUGAGUGGGUAUUUUUAUGGCACGAGCAUGUCAAAGCUUAGCUUAAUCUUUGAUCUUAAUAAAAAAUAAUAAUAUUUAACUGCAAUAUACUCUUUUGCACCAAUAUCAGAAAUAUAUUUUUAUUUUCUUGCAGAAUGAUGAGAGUUUCUUGAAUACAAUCUACGAGACAUACCUUUCUGUUGUUGCAAAGUGUGCUAAUUCUGGCAGAAAGAUAUGAUGUUACAUCUCUUCCUGAGUCAACUACAUUCCUCCACAUUAUUGGAUUUGCAGGUGGCUAAAGUCGGUGUGCUGUGACUGGACUGGUUGCAUUUACUACACUGCAUGAUGGAUUACAUACCUGAUUCAUAAUAAUAUUUCUCUUUUCAAAUUUCUAGUCCUAAAUAACAUCAAAUUAUAAAUUACAUUUAUUAAAAGAAGAAAGUGGAUGAAAUAUUGGUUGGCUUAUAAAAAGGCCACUCCACACUGGAUCCCUUGUUAUAUAUAAAAAAAUAA